This is a messenger RNA of Alternaria alternata, 977 nucleotides long. RefSeq names its product Phox-like protein. The record is from RefSeq and is a predicted model, not a curated record. Gene Ontology annotation, molecular function: phosphatidylinositol-3-phosphate binding. The coding region runs from base 98 to 640 and encodes 180 amino acids. The transcript is spliced from 4 exons. Gene Ontology annotation, cellular component: endosome. Lineage: Eukaryota; Fungi; Ascomycota; Dothideomycetes; Pleosporales; Pleosporaceae.
CUGUACAUAUCUACCCCUCACCUCGACGCGGCAGCACCUAGAUACCAACCGCCUUCCCGUUUGACGCGCCACCUGCCCAGCCAUCUACUGUAAAUGGAUGGAGCCGGCGAGCUUUGAAACUGGAGACCCGUCGUCGUCGCCAGCCCAAGAUGGGGCAAAACCCGCCACUGCUACCGCGGGUGACCGCAACAGCGUUGGCAGCGUGGUCCCGCCAUACUGGCAAUCCCACCAGCGCAACGCGUCCUAUCUAAGCAACUACUCUGCUGACAACGGCCGCCCCACUCCCAUCGGCCUCGAGGACCAUACGGAUGAGGGCUCAGACCACUGCAAAGUUCUCUGGGCCAAGGGUGUCACGAUAGAUGAUUACGUUGUCAUCAGCGGCACGGCUGCGGCACCUGGAUUUGGGGCUUAUGUCGUCUUCAAUUGCACGGUCGAGACACUGGAUGGUGGUCCCAUGAAGAUACGAAAGAGAUACUCGGAGUUUGAAGAUCUGCACACAAAGCUGCUCCAGACCUUUCCUCACGCCGCGGGUUCCAUGCCGCACUUCCCACCCAAGUCCGUAAUAUCUCGCUUUAGGCCCCGUUUUCUGGAAAAGCGGAAACAAGGACUUUCGUACUUUCUCAAGUUUGUUUAUCGAUAACAAAGCUAGCGUACAUCGGCUGACCUAUUAAUAGUUGCGUUUUGCUCAACCCGGAGUUCGCUGGAUCACCAGUCUUGAAGGACUUUCUUUUCUCGUGAGGUGCUCGUCGGUGUACGUGUUGAUCUUGGUGUCUCAGGUGUGGCAAACAAGAGCUGGAUUUGGAUCGAGGUGCCGGUAGUCCGGGGCGUGCACGACCGGUGACAGUAACGAGCACGACUGAAGCAGUCGCGAGGACGUCUCAUUGUUCCAGAUUCACGUGUAGAUAUAAAUUUUCCGUAAAGUUGCUCAUGCAGGAUUACUUCCAUGUUGAAUGUCGAGUUGGUGCUGCCGGGAUCAU